This is a messenger RNA of Piliocolobus tephrosceles (Ugandan red Colobus), 1024 nucleotides long. RefSeq names its product C-type lectin domain family 4 member C (gene CLEC4C). NCBI's taxonomy places the organism in Eukaryota, Metazoa, Chordata, Mammalia, Primates, Cercopithecidae. The transcript has 6 exons. The record is from RefSeq and is a predicted model, not a curated record. Bases 232 to 870 code for a protein of 212 amino acids.
UGUUUGUGUUUCCUUAUUUCUGAACAUAUGUAUGUUUUAAAUUGAAAGCUUUAGCUCACUGCAGAAAGUCUCCUAAGUCACAUCUCUUCCUUUGCAAGAGUAGGCGAAGAAGGAUCUAAGGGCUUGGCUUGUUUGAAAGAACCAGACCCCCCAAAGUCACAUCUUUAGGGAAAGUGAUACAAGAGCUUCUGCAUCUCCCCACAGAGGAAGUCCAAAGGGUGUGCACACACAAUGGUGCCUGAAGAAGAGCCUCAAGACCGAGAGAAAGGAGUCUGGUGGUUCCAGUUGAAGGCCUGGUCUGUGGCAGUCGUAUCCAUCUUGCUCCUCUGUGUCUGUUUCACCGUGAGUUCUGUGGUGAGUCACAAUUUUAGGCAUAGCAAAACUGUCAAGCAGCUGUCCAAGUUACAAGAGUAUCAACAGUAUUAUCCAAGCCUGACCUGCGUCAUGGAAGGAAAGGACAUGGAAGAUUGGAGCUGCUGCCCAACCCCUUGGACGUCAUUUCAGCCUAGUUGCUACUUUAUUUCUACUGUGAUGCAGUCUUGGACUGAGAGUCAAAGUAACUGUUCUGUGAUGGGGGCUGACCUGGUGGUGAUCAACACGGAGGAAGAGCAGGAUUUCAUCAUUCAGAAUCUGAAAACAAAUUCUGCUUAUUUUCUGGGGCUGUCAGAUCCAGAGGGUUGGCGACAUUGGCAAUGGGUUGAUCAGACACCAUACGAUAAAAAUGUCACAUUCUGGCACUCAGGUGAACCCAAUAACCUUGAUGAGCGUUGUGUGGUAAUAAGUUUCCGUUCAGAAGAAUGGGGCUGGAACGACGUUCACUGUCAUGUACCUCACAAGUCAAUUUGCGAGAUGAAGAAGAUCUACAUAUAAAUGAAAUAUUCUCCAUGGAAAUGUGUUUUGUUGGCAUCCACCAUUGUAGAAAGCUAACUUGAUUUUUUAAUUUCUGUGUAAGUUUUGUACAAGGAAUGCUCCUAAAAUUUUUCAGUAGGCUGUCUGUCACCUAUUACACUUAUGAUAUAAUCCA